AUGUCUUCAACCGAGAACCUACCCAAAAACGGCUCCACUGUCCUGACUGAAACCACUCCAGUCACCGCGCCAACCAUCAUCAGAGACGUGGAAGAGCUGAAGGCUAAUUUGAAAGAAGAGAAACGUGCUCGAGCUGCGACGGCGGAGGUCGAGGAAUCGACUGCUACUGCUCAAGAUCAGCCACUUACUCCCGAAUCUGAACGUCGCAAGCGAAGAAAAGUGGACGGAGAUGAUACAACCGAUGGUGAAGUGUUAGAUGGACCACUGAAAACAACCGAAAAGGAUAUCCCUACUCUGGAUUCGCAAGCGCCUACCGACGGUAAAAGCGCUGAAAAGGACAAGGCCGACCCUGCCCAACAAACUUUACCAUCUGAAACACCCAAACAAGAUGAUAAAGUCUCGCCUUCGAAUUGCGUGGCCGAGACUGUUGGAGCUGAGAAGACAGCAGGUGCUGGGACCUUAUCGGCUACUGAAGCCAAUGAUUGUUCUACUACCGGAGCCUGUGCCAACCCGGAAGAUGUCACGGAACAAGCCACGCCGCUCGAAUCCGUUGAGGCUGUUGCAAGCAAGGAAGAAGACAAGGCUGCAGUAGAGCCUAUACGUUAG
Molecule: messenger RNA, 606 nt
Organism: Melampsora larici-populina 98AG31
Lineage: Eukaryota; Fungi; Basidiomycota; Pucciniomycetes; Pucciniales; Melampsoraceae
Exons: 5
Coding region: 1-606 (201 amino acids)
Source: RefSeq, a predicted model, not a curated record